Molecule: messenger RNA, 2938 nt
Organism: Labrus mixtus (cuckoo wrasse)
Lineage: Eukaryota; Metazoa; Chordata; Actinopteri; Labriformes; Labridae
Product: E3 ubiquitin-protein ligase TRIM39-like
Exons: 2
Coding region: 156-1799 (547 amino acids)
Molecular function (GO): protein binding; zinc ion binding
Source: RefSeq, a predicted model, not a curated record
GAGCUUCAGCGUCACUCUGAAGAAAUGAAACUUAAAGUUUGUGAGGGUGUCAGCCACGCAGCCGUCCAGAAAGGUCUCCGUUUCUCUUCAAAGAAAUUAAACUAACUUCAUCCAAUCUUUGUCAACGACACAGCAGAGUCUCUGCAAACACAGAUAUGGCUGCUGCAAACUAUCAUCGGUCUGAGGAUCAGUUUCUCUGCUCCAUCUGUCUGGAUGUGUUCAAUGAUCCUGUUAGCACAUCAUGUGGACACAACUUCUGCAAAAACUGCAUCACUGAACACUGGAACACCAGCGACCAGUACAAGUGUCCAAUGUGUAAGAAGGUUUUUAACACAAGACCUGAGCUGCACGUCAACACUUUGCUCUCUGGGAUGGUUGGUCAGUUCAGAGACAAAGCUCAGCAGGAAGCCAGCAGCAGCAGCUCAGAGCUACAAGAGUCCAAACCAGGAGAAGUUCUCUGUGACGUCUGCACUGGAACCAAACAGAAGGCCCUGAAGUCCUGCUUAGACUGUCUGGUCUCCUACUGUGAGACUCACCUGGAGCCUCAUCUGACAGCUUCACGUCUGAAAAGACACCAGCUGAUCGACCCUGUGGAGAACCUGGAGGACAGGAUGUGUACGAAGCACGAUAAACCUCUGGAGCUGUUCUGUAAGACCGAUCAGACCUGUGUCUGCAUGCUCUGCUCUGUUUUAGACCACCAGACACACAAGUUUGUUCCUCUGAAAGAAGAAUAUGAAGAAAAGAAGGCAGAGCUGGAGGAGACAGAGACUGAAAUUCAGCAGAUGAUCCAGAAAAGACAACUGAAGAUUCAAGAGAUCAAACACUCAGUGGACCUCAGUAAGGACGAUGCAGACAGAGAGAUGGCAGAAGGUGUUCGAGUCUUCACCGCUCUGAAGGAGUCUGUUGAGAGAGGUCAGGCCGAGUUCAUCGACACGAUCGAAAAGAAGCUGAAAACAACAGAGAAACAGGCCGAAGCUUUCAUCAAAGAGCUGGAGCAGGAAAUCUGUGAGCUGAUGAAGAGGAGCACUGAGGUGCAGCAGCUCUCACGCUCUGAAGACCACCUCCAUCUAAUCCAGAGAGUCCAGUCUGUUAACUUUGCUCCACCCACCAAAGACUGGACAGAGGUUAAUGUCUGUCAACCACUUUAUGAGGAGACUGUGAGGAAAGCUGUGGCUCAGCUGGAGGAGACUCUCAGUGAAGAGAUGAAGAAGCUGUUGGUUCCAGCUGAGCUGAAGAGAGUCCAGCAGUAUGCUGUGGAUGUAACUCUUGAUCCUGAUACAGCACAUCCUAAUCUCAUCCUGUCUGAAGAUGGGAAACAAGUUCAUCUUGGUGAUGUGAGGAAGAAUCUACCAGACAACCCAGAGAGAUUCUCUCUUUGUGCUUGUGUUUUAGGAAAGCAGAGUUUCUCUUCAGGCAGAUUUUACUUUGAGGUUCAGGUUAAAGGAAAGACUGAGUGGGAUUUAGGAGUGGUCAGAGAGUCCAUCAACAGGAAGGGACCAAUCACACUGAGUCCUCAAAAAGGUUUCUGGACUAUAUGUUUGAGAAAUGGAAAUGAAUAUAAAGCCCUUGAUGACCCUCCAGUCCGUCUCUCUCUGAAGUGUCGGCCUGAGAAGGUGGGGGUGUUUGUGGAUUAUGAGGAGGGUCUGGUCUCCUUUUAUGACGUGGACUCUGCAGCUCUGAUGUACUGCUAUACAGACUGCUCCUUCACUGAGAAACUCUUCCCUUACUUUAGUCCCUAUCUUAAUAAAGGAGGUAAAAACUCUGCACCUCUGAUCUUAACUCCUGUCAGUGUGAAAUAAUCAGACUUCAUGUAUUGAUUCUCAUCCGAGUACAAACCAUCCCAUUUACUGACAACACGGUAUAUUUGACAUCUUUGACAGAAUCAGAUCAUCGUGUUCGUUGAUUGACUUUAUAGUUCAGAGGUUUGUCCUCGUAAACACAGCAGGUAACAAACUGAUUUAAACUUCAGAUCGAGAGGAAAAAAUUGCAGAAGACAACAAUUCAAUAAGUUUAUAUUUGUCUGAAAUGUCUUUGGUGUCUCUUUGACCGAGUUCUGCUGUACGUAUGAUAGUGUUGAUAAAAAGUCAAAGACAUCUGUAAAUAUGUGAUUGGUUUUUUUAAACUUAGUUUUUAUUUCAGAUUCUACAAUUUAUACAAUAAUACUGACAGUUCUUCAAAUUUCCUUUUUUGUUUACAGCUGUAUCUAUAUGUUUACAAGGAUAAACACAAUAAUAAUGAUUACAAAAAACAAUAAGACAGAUAUAACUUAACUCUAUCAUAAAAAAUAUAUAUUUAUAUAUAUACAUAUAAGAGGUGUUUAAAAAUCAGAUAAAUAAUAUCAAAAGGAGGUAAGAGUCAAGGAGGGGAUUCACAUGUGUGUGUGUGUGUGUGAGUGUGUGUGUGUGUGUGUGUGUGUGUGUGUGUGUGUGUGUGAGUGAGUGUGUGAGUGUGUGUGAGUGUGUGUGUGUGUGUGUGUGUGUGUGUGUGUGAGUGUGUGUGUGUGUGAGUGUGUGAGUGUGUGUGUGAGUGUGUGUGUGUGUGUGUGUGUGUGUGUGUGUGUGUGUGUGAGUGUGUGAGUGUGUGUGUGAGUGUGUGUGUGUGUGUGUGUGUGUGUGUGUGAGAGUGUGUGUGUGUGUGUGUGUGUGUGUGUGUGUGUGUGAGUGUGUGUGUGAGAGUGUGUGUGUGUGUGUGUGAGUGUGUGUGUGAGUGUGAGUGUGUGUGUGUAUGUGUGUGUGUCUGUGUGUGUCUGUGUGUGUGUGUGUGUGUGUGUGUGUGUGUGUGUGUGUGUGUGAGAGGCCUCGCGGCUGAGAGCUCCCCCUUCUGGCCUCGGCAGGCAUCACUAAUCAAUCACAUGCAUUAUCUCUUGAUAGACAUUACAGGUAGAUGACAGAUUCAUAAAUCUUGGCACAUAUCUGUAUAUUUCAAAGGUUUUUAACAA